Laetiporus sulphureus 93-53 is the source of this 726-nucleotide messenger RNA. RefSeq lists its product as uncharacterized. The coding region runs from base 120 to 569 and encodes 149 amino acids. The record is from RefSeq and is a predicted model, not a curated record. Lineage: Eukaryota; Fungi; Basidiomycota; Agaricomycetes; Polyporales; Laetiporaceae. The transcript is spliced from 2 exons.
UGUCAGGUGGAAUAUAAUUAGGACUGGAAUCCGUCACAACCAGAAACAGAAGACAACAGCCUCGGUCUACAUCGGCGAAAGGUGAUAGAAUUUAUGGAGUAGUUCGAGGAAUGACACACAUGUCGGAUGGGGAACCGGAAAAGCUUAACUUUCCGGUGGUCAUUUUUGGAAGAAUAACACAACGUCAUCUUUGGGCGACAUCGCUGUCUCCCGCGCAACGCGAUAUCCGAGCCUCGGCCAACACCUCGGCAGAUACAAUCGUAUCCACAAUUGAUGAUUCCGUGACCACGACUGCGAGUCGACUUGACCCCCCAAAGACCCAUCUGAAUAGAGCGAGAUCGUUGGCCCUAGAGGUACUGUCGCAGUACGUCACCGGCCCGAAAACUUGCGGCGCACGACGGCAAGUCUCAGGUAAAAGCGCUUCGGACGACGAUUCAUCAUGGUGCAGGACAAGCGCAAGAGAUGAGCGAUCCGUCAGGCUCCGUGGACGUCGCGGAAGCAACUUCAGGGUUGAUCCAAUGUGUAUCGCGUUUGCAUGGUCCUCCCUAUCUAGUCAUACGGUGACAUAAGACCGUCCCCAGGCGUCGGAUGAAUGUUCGCUAAUAAUUCGCCUCAUGACCUUGGUUCAGGAAUCAGGAAGCGGUCCAGUGAUGGAUCCCUACCGAUAGCUCAGAAUAGAAUGCAUUAUAUAAGGAGGAGCGGGGUGGCCUAACGCUGGCGUCGGUA